AUGCAACAUCCUGCUGGUGAUUCUCCUCUGGAAAGGGAUAAAGAAGUCCCCGGGGAUGAGGGGCACUUGAAUGAGGAUCCCGAGCACCUCCAGGGUGGAUCAGGGAGCAGCAACUUGGACAGUGUCCUCCAGAAGCGUCUGGUAGCUGGCCCCCUUGGCUCCACAGGCAACCUGGGGUCUCUCCACCCAGAAGUGCAGUCCGAAGGCAAUGGGGCCUUUCUUCAUAGACACUGUGAGAACCAGGGGAAUCUUCUCCAGUUCGACCGGCAAGCCCCAGGCCGAAUUUCUACCUCUCCUACGUUGAGGAGAUUACGGGGCAGUGGAUGUGGGAGCUUGACCUCAACGCCUCAGCAGGACACCUGGGAGAUGCCCCCUUGGGGAAGCUGUAAGGAGCCUGUAAGAUCCACGUGUUAUCUUGCCAAGACUCCACCUGGAAGUCCAAAGGACUCUUCUCCCACCCUAUCACCCUUGAUAUUCAGCAAUCGGAGAUUGUCUUCUGACCCUGAAAAGGCCCUGCCCACAGCUGACUCAGUAGAACUUCAAAUGAGACCUUCUGAGAAGCAGACCCCUCCCCGGCAUCAGUCCAUCAACAAGGGGUUCCUUCACCAGGCCUCUCCCCUGCCCAGCCCCACCCCGCCACGCUCAAGCCCUCAGGUAACACAGCUCUAA
Molecule: messenger RNA, 669 nt
Organism: Echinops telfairi (small Madagascar hedgehog)
Lineage: Eukaryota; Metazoa; Chordata; Mammalia; Afrosoricida; Tenrecidae
Product: pleckstrin homology domain-containing family G member 7
Exons: 1
Coding region: 1-669 (222 amino acids)
Source: RefSeq, a predicted model, not a curated record